Messenger RNA from Pteronotus mesoamericanus, 1682 nucleotides. It is a transcript of the gene PEX26, whose product is annotated as peroxisomal biogenesis factor 26. Bases 226 to 1095 code for a protein of 289 amino acids. NCBI's taxonomy places the organism in Eukaryota, Metazoa, Chordata, Mammalia, Chiroptera, Mormoopidae. Gene Ontology annotation, cellular component: peroxisomal membrane; peroxisome. The record is from RefSeq and is a predicted model, not a curated record. Gene Ontology annotation, biological process: protein import into peroxisome membrane; protein import into peroxisome matrix. Gene Ontology annotation, molecular function: protein-containing complex binding; ATPase binding. The transcript has 5 exons.
CGGGGCUGGAGAAAGUAGGCCAGGCGCGCCGCGUCCCGCACGCUGGGGUGCCCGGCUCUGGUCUCGGAUGCCGCCCAGCCCUUUGCCCGGUCCGGCGCUCAGGCCCACGGACAGGGGACGGGGCCUGGGGGACCUCCCGCUGCUCCCAGGCCGAGUUUGGCCGCCCUGGAGCCAAGCGGAGGCGGCCGCUUGGACGUCUGCAGACGGGCCCCGAGUCGGGCUGCGAUGAAGGGAGGCCCACCGACCCCCGCAGCUCCGCCGGGGAGCGCCGGGGGUGCCCUGUCUCUCGCGGCGGCCGCGGCUCUGCUGGAGGAGGCGGCCGACCUCCUGGUAGUGCACCUGGACUUCCCGGCGGCGCUGCGCACCUGCGAGCGGGCGGCGCGGAGCCUGGGCGCCGGCGGCCUGGCGGGCGAGCCUGAGGGCGCCUCCUGGGAGGUGAAGUGCUCCCUCUGUGUCGUGGGCAUCCAGGCCCUGGCGGAAAUGAACCGGUGGCGGGAAGUCCUCGCCUGGGUUCUCCAGUAUUACCAGGUUCCCGAGAAGCUGCCGCCCAAAGUGCUGGAGAUGUGCCUUCUUUUAUACAGCAACAUGCAAGACCCUGGGGCUGUGCUGGGAGCGGCCCACGCCUGGCUCCAGGACCCGGACAACCAGGGCCUUCCUGAGUGCCCCGCCGUGGCGGAGCUGCACCUGCGGCGUGUGCUGCUGCCUCUGGGCCGCCUGUCGGAGGCGGAGGAGCUGGCGGGCUCCGCGGCCUUCAGCGGGCAGCAGCGGCUGGACGCCCUGCAGGCCAUUUGUGCCGCGAGGCACCAGCAGAGGCACCGCCCCCCGGGCUCUGAGGGGGACCAGGAAGGCACCCCCCACAAGCUUCUGUCACUGAUGAUGCUGCUUCGCCGGCUUUGGGCCUCUGCCAUGAGCCGCUUCGCGUCCCUGCCCUUCAAAAAGAGCCUCCUGGCCACCUUGGUCCUCUGCCUGCUGCUGGUGAGGUUCGACCCAGCCUCGCCGUCCGCCCGGCCCUUGAUCUGCAGGCUGGCUCAGCUCUUCCGCCGGAUCCGGGAGGCUCUGCUUUCUCCUCCCCACCAGCCCCGCAUCCACGACUAAGUGACCUUCCCUGUGGCCUCUGCUCGUCCGCGGCCCAGCCCCUCUCCUGCUGCUGGCUGGGCCCUGCGGGGGCGGCCAGGCCCCUGCCCGGCACCCGGCUUCGGCUGCGUCCGACGGUCACAAGGAGACAGAGCUGGGCCAGAGGGUCCGCGUCCUGCGGAUCAGCCCCCGAUGCCCGGGGCCCUUGUGGUUUGGGAAUGGAGCGCGUCCAUGGGACAUUCCUCCUCCAGGUCAGGCAUUGAUGAAGCUGGAAGUUCAGGAAAGCUGCUUGGAGAACUUAGCUCGGGGAAACUGCCCCCAGGGAGGCCGGUCACUGGGUGGGGACCCACCGAGGGGCGUCUGUGUCUGUGCCCCAGGUCUGGUGCACCCUUCCUGUGGCCUCGCACCUGCUGGGGCCGCGCUGCGUUCAGCCCAGGACCCGGCCCUCAGAGCCCCCGGGGGGGCUGCUGGGGAUGCAGUGAGUCUGCUGCGCUCUUCCCGGUGGGCAGGUGACCUCGCGGGGCGCUCCUGGGCUGCGGCACGGCCUUCCCUGCUGCGGCCCUCGGCGUGGCUGCCUGCCCCCCACCCCGCUCCCCAGGAGGGGCCCU